Penaeus chinensis is the source of this 1195-nucleotide messenger RNA. RefSeq lists its product as uncharacterized. The record is from RefSeq and is a predicted model, not a curated record. NCBI's taxonomy places the organism in Eukaryota, Metazoa, Arthropoda, Malacostraca, Decapoda, Penaeidae. Bases 164 to 988 code for a protein of 274 amino acids. The transcript has 5 exons.
CAGCGUAGUCUUUGUAGAGAGGCUUCUAAAGAAAAAACAAAAAUACAUACAAGCAGAAAAAAAAACCAAUCACAGCCUAAGUAAGCGCUAAACAAGGCUAAAGCAACAGCUGCAAUAUAUCAAAACUUUUCAUCAUCCACAAACUGAAAAAGGGCGGGGCAUCAUGGUUCACGGAGGCUUCGGACAUUGCUCGAGGAUGGACCAAACAGUGGACGAUUUUCCCACACAGGAGGAAGUGAAGAUCUCGUUGAUGAGAGGACCCGUGAAGACCUCUGCCAUCUGUUCCUUCUCGCUGGGUGUUCUGACGCUCAUGUCCGGCGCAAUAGUGAUUGGGACCGUAGGCAACUUCACCGUGCCUCUCGUCGUCGGCAGCAUUCAGGUUGUGCUCGGCGUUUUCAUAAUCAUAGGCGGUGUAUUCGCCUUCAGGAAAUACUCGAACUUCAGGAAGAGACAGGAGAGGGAUAUGGUGGCCAAGGUCCAACAAUUAGCCAUGGGAGAAGGAACCAUAGAAGCCAUGUUGGUUGAGGGCGGUGGGUCGAUUCCAGUCCUGGUUCCGAACGACGGCUCUGUGUUACCGAAGUCCAUUGCAAUCCGCCUGGGAAAAGGGGAUGAGGACUCGCCGCUCCCCGUCAUCGACAUGAGGCCAGGCUUGAUCGUGUUCUUCGGAGUGCAAGGGCGAGACGGCCAUGAGGUGUCCGUCUGCAUGAGGGACCUGUUCUUCGGCCGGUUCAGGUUCUACCCGGGGAUGGUGCCCUUCCAUGGCUUGACCGUGAGCUUCUUCCUCAUUGGAACUGUCUUCAUCAACUCGCUCAUUCUCGUCCUGACUCUCUCGUACCCGCCGGACUCAUCGGUAUACCAAGUCUGUAGUGGCCUCGGGACCGUUGCAGCUGUCUUCAUCUGCCUGUCUGCAGGCUUCGGGUAUCGAUGCUACAGAGCCUACGUGAGGGGACGCAGCCAGCAGAACCGCGCCGAACGUGAGGGCUUUUGAGUUGGCGCAGAACCUAAGUGCCUUUGGUCUUGUUAUUUAAUCCUUUUGUUUACAUUAUACUGCAUGUCCGCUUUGUUAAAUGUUUCGAAUAUUUCCAAAAGGAUCUGCAUUUGACUUUGAUUGAUAGUCCAUUGUCUCAUCUUUUGUGUGAUGAAAAUUAUGUGAAAUAUAUAGUGGAAUUUAUAGAUGAAUAAAAAUGUAAAUACC